Molecule: messenger RNA, 3262 nt
Organism: Melopsittacus undulatus (budgerigar)
Lineage: Eukaryota; Metazoa; Chordata; Aves; Psittaciformes; Psittaculidae
Product: endothelin receptor type B-like
Exons: 8
Coding region: 284-1657 (457 amino acids)
Biological process (GO): vasoconstriction; regulation of blood pressure; developmental pigmentation
Cellular component (GO): plasma membrane
Molecular function (GO): endothelin receptor activity
Source: RefSeq, a predicted model, not a curated record
AAGUCAUGAGAGGGAAGAAACAUUCCCCUGAGCACGAGCCCAUACGCAACAGCAAGCCCCAGGAUCACUGCAGGAAUACUGCAGUUCUCCCGUGGCCUGCAGGACAUGCCCAGCAGCCUGUGAAGUGGGAAGGUACCGUGAGAGGGAAAGAAGCUGGUCCCAGAAGCACCUGAAGUUUGUGGUCAUGAGGAAGGUGACUGAAUUCCAUUGAGAAACUUUGCUGUUCUGUGUGUGCUGAUUUGCAAACAAGGUGAUUUCACCUCUCAGGAUCCAAUUGACACCCAUGCAGAGGCAUCCCACAAGCAUUAUGAGGACUCUUGCAGCCAGCUUUGAUGUUCAGUCCUCAAUGGCAAAAAUCCCAGCUCCCACCACUCUGGCCAUUUUCCUGGCUUGCCUCUUCUCUGGGGCACACAGUCAGACCCCAAGGGCUUUCCAGGAGAGCACCAUCCCCUUUGAGGUGCUUAGCCAGGAGCAGGUUUACAGCCUGGUCCAGCCAAGCCUGUUCCAGGAUAACAGGCAGUUGAACCACUCAGAGAUUGUCUCUGGGAGCACCAGCUCUGAGCCACCUCUGCUGCCUGUGUGUGUGAAGCCCACAGAUAUCAGACACAUCUUCAAAUACAUCAACACCAUCGUGUCCUGCGCCAUCUUCAUAGUGGGGAUCAUUGGCAACUCCACACUCCUGAGGAUCAUUUACAAGAACAAGUGUAUGAGGAAUGGGCCAAAUGUCCUCAUUGCCAGCUUGGCACUUGGAGACCUGCUUUACAUCCUCAUUGCUCUACCCAUCAAUGUGUAUAAGCUCUUGGCAAAGGACUGGCCCUUUGGUGUGCAGGUGUGCAAGCUGGUCCCCUUCAUCCAGAAGGCUUCAGUGGGCAUUACAGUCCUCAGCCUUUGUGCUCUCAGCAUCGACAAGUACCGAGCAGUGGCAUCCUGGAGUCGGAUCCAGGGGAUAGGAAUCCCCAUGUGGAAGGCAGUGGAGGUGAUGCUGAUCUGGGCAGUGGCCAUCGUGCUUGCAGUGCCUGAAGCCAUAGCCUUCGACAUGGUGGAGCUCAGCUACUGGGAACAACACCUGCGGGUGUGCAUGCUUGCCUCUGAACAGAAAUCCAGCUUCAUGAUGUUCUAUCGUGAUGUGAAGGACUGGUGGCUUUUUGGCUUCUAUUUCUGCCUCCCCUUGGUAUGCACUGGCAUCUUCUACACCCUCAUGUCAUGCGAGAUGUUGAGCAAGAGAAACGGCAUGAGAACUGCUCUGAAUGACCACAUGAAACGGCGCCGGGAGGUGGCCAAGACAGUGUUCUGCCUCGUGGUGAUCUUUGCACUCUGCUGGCUUCCGCUCCACCUCAGCCGCAUCCUUAAGAAGACCAUCUAUGACCAGACGGACCCCAACAGAUGUGAACUGCUCAGUUUCCUCCUUGUGAUGGAUUACUUCGGGAUCAAUAUGGCCUCCCUCAACUCCUGCAUCAACCCUGUGGCUCUCUACUUUGUCAGCCGGAAAUUCAAGAACUGCUUCCAGUCCUGUCUGUGCUGCUGGUGCCAGAGAUCCACUCUGAGCAUCACACCGAUGGAUGACAAAGGCUCUGUUGGGAAGUGGAAAGCCAAUGGGCAGGAGCUUGGGGUGGACCGGAGCAGCUCCCGCUUGAGUAACAAGUACAGCUCUUCCUAAAGCCAUGCCUCUGGCAGGGCCAAGAGAAGAAGGCUCUGUGCCAGGAUGGCAGGACUCCUCCAUUACUCUCGCAUUGCUGUUUCCUGGCUGGGCAUGAAAAAUUUUUAUCUUUCAUGUGAUAACCUGAAAGGAGCUGCAGCAUUUCACUCGACCCCUGGGACUAGCUCUGAACACAGGCUCUGUACCACUGGAGGAGAGGGAAAAGGAUGCAGAUCCUCACAUGAUUUUUCAUUUCCUUGCAGAAAAAGCAAAUGACUUAUGGCCAUUUGUCUUGGUUGGAAAUGUGAGGUUGGAAGAUGUGUUAGAAAAGGAAAGGAAGGUUGAGAUGUGGUCACAUUGAGAUGAAUGUGGAAUGAGGAGGAGGGGGAGAGGACCAUGAGUGACAAUUUCCAGCUGAAAAAGCCAAAGAAAAGGUUUGGUAACAUCCGUUAUCAUCUCCCUCUGUGACUGGGACAGUUUGUCCCUGCACAGAGCCGGGAUAAGAUCCUGGCCCCAUGUAUCUCUGGUAGACCCACUGACUGUGUGUAAUCUCCUGUUCAUAGUAGGGAGAGAUGGUCAGCAACUUUGCUUCACUGUUUGUCACUGGUUAAGUAACAAACCUGAUCCAAGGAGCCCUAAAAGUCCUCCCCAGUUCACUUCUUCGCCAGGCUCCCCAACCAAAGAUAAUGCUCACCCCACCUGUGUAUGGCACAUGAAAGGGAUCGUAUGGGACCGCAUGGCUUAGAGGAGCAGAUACCCUUGGUGGAAGCUAGUGGCUUUCUAUCAGCUCCAUCUUCCCCCUCCCCAGGGCAGGUGAGCUCCUGCUAGCCCGGCACGGCUGCUGGCCCAAGGGGCUGUCCUUCAGGGAAGUGUGUGUAAACCCAGGAAAGAGAAGGUUCAAAUGUGAAUGAGGCUGCAACCAAGGAACCAGCCCCCACCUUUUCUGCCCUUUGCUGAACCAGGCAGCAGCUAAUUCUCUCCCUGACACAGGAUGCAAGGGAGAGGAUCCAGGAGCUGGGCCCUUCCAGAAAAGCAUCUAGCCUUCAGUUUCUGCGGUAUUCAGCUGCUGGAACGUCCACAGACUCCUUCAGCCACUGGCUCUGGGGAGGGGGAUUGUCUGAAAGAGCACAGCUCUGAAGGGCAAGGGGUAUUUUGCUGCUGCCAACGAGGCCAAGCUCCAAAGGGGCAGCAGAGCUGGACCCUGAUGUCUCUUGGCCAUAGCACCAUGACACCACGUUCAUCCAUUUGUAAGGGUGACACUGCUGCUCAUCCUCAUGGUCAAACUGCAAUGGAAAAGGCAACAGAGAAGGUCCAAUCUCAGCUAAAAGAGCUGCUAGAGCUAACCAAAAUAUGGCAAAGAGUGUUCACAAAUUUAUUAUUUAAUUAAUUUCCAAGUGCUUUCCCAGCAUGUUUUUCUAAAAAAUCAUGCUUGCAUAUCUCACCAAAACUUAAAAACCUGUAUGAGAAAGUUCUACUUAUCAAGAUUUUAUUUCUGUUGUUUUUCCCUUCUCUCUUUUACCUCUCUCUCUUUCUUUUCCUCAUUCCCCUUUUCCUGUUGCCAAGGGAAAAAUCAAAGAGAGGACAAAGGGGGAGCAGACUUGCAAAUAAAGCAAAACAUUUUCCAGG